This is a messenger RNA of Macrosiphum euphorbiae (potato aphid), 414 nucleotides long. The record is from the annotation of a GenBank genome assembly. NCBI's taxonomy places the organism in Eukaryota, Metazoa, Arthropoda, Insecta, Hemiptera, Aphididae.
AUGAGCAAUCAAGCACCCAAUGCAUCUGCAGUAUAUAACGGAAUAAAUGGGUAUACUGCAUAUUGGUACCAACCGAUUCAGAAUGUGCAUAAUAAUAUCGUGAAACCUGACAUUGAUAAUAGAAAAAAUAUACCAGAGUGUUUAAAAAUGAACAACGCGGAUUCAGUAAAGCUACUAUCAUUGCUCAGUGAAUGGAAGAUGGGAUUUUUAUUCAGGACUCUUUACGAUGAAUUUGUCGAUGUCGAAGCAUUAAAAUACAUCACUCCGGCCCAAUGCGAUGUACUGUUGAAAAAUUAUCCUCUGGGCAUAAGAAUCAAAUUCGUCGGAAAAUUGACGGACUGGAAACAUUUGACUUUGUCUGAAAUCAUCAACAAUCCCUCUACUUUACCUUCAUUCCCCAGUGUGUUCUUGUAA